This is a messenger RNA of Penicillium manginii, 1839 nucleotides long. RefSeq names its product Cupin domain protein. Gene Ontology annotation, cellular component: kinetochore. The record is from RefSeq and is a predicted model, not a curated record. NCBI's taxonomy places the organism in Eukaryota, Fungi, Ascomycota, Eurotiomycetes, Eurotiales, Aspergillaceae. The coding region runs from base 1 to 1839 and encodes 612 amino acids. Gene Ontology annotation, molecular function: centromeric DNA binding. Gene Ontology annotation, biological process: attachment of mitotic spindle microtubules to kinetochore; spindle attachment to meiosis I kinetochore; kinetochore assembly. The transcript has 5 exons.
AUGGCUCGCGGACUCGGGAAAGCUCGCGAAUAUGAUUACUCCAACGUUGGAACCGCUGGACGACGCACUGGACUUACCCUGAAAGAGGGCCGACGCGACGAGCAUGGAAUGGAAGAAGUCGAUGGAUUAUUUUCAUCGCCCGAGAAAUCGCCUGACAAGGUGAAUGGCUUCGACGACGAACAUGAUGAUUCUAUUGGCUCUGAUAUGUCUAUUGAGGAUGGCUCCGAGCUAUGUGCUGAUGUCUCAUUUCAACAUCUAGACAAUGCGCCGGGCCCUAUGCACUUUCUCAAUGCCUCCAAUCGUUCCCAAAACUUACCACCGCCAUCGCAAUCACCAGUCAAAGGCUCUUCCCGAACUGUGCGGAGAUCUCCAGAAGUGCAGUCCUCACCAGAACCCGAGCAAGACUUUUCAAGCCCUUCUGAGGGCAGAAGUCUACUCGCUACAAAUAGCAAUGUGCGAGGAGAUCCGUCUCCGCUGAGCGCCCGCUCGGUCAAUGCGGGUCCGAAGAAGGGAAAGAAUAACUUGCAGAAAGCCCGGGCGCUCCCCGAGACAACCGAAUUCUCCGACGAAGAAUAUGACGAAAAUACUUCAUUUGCCGUUCAAGAUGAUGUUGAAAACAGCUUUGACCAGGGUAACGACACUGUGAUCCAGGACGAGUUCCCAGAACCCAUCGAGGAAGAUUUGGACGACUCGGACAGCGACCAUGCAGAAGCCCCAGAAGAACCACGACAACUCGAAAAAGCAACCAAGUCAACGAAGGGCCCUGCGUCCAAAACUACCGACAAGGGCAAAGGCAAAUCGGCCGCUGGUCGGCCAGGUCGACCGCCUAAGGCUGCUCGCGCUGCUGAUGAAGAAACCACCGAGGCUAGACCUGCCAAAAAACAGAAAGUAUCGAAGGAAGCUCAACCACGAGAACCACUGGACCCGGAAUUGGACCGCGUUGUGGAAAAUUACUCCCAACGUUCUGGACCAUUGAAGGGCCGCAGUCUGUAUAUUCUAAAGCGCGAGAACCCAACCGAGGAUGUCUCCACCCACACUCGCUCAGGGCGAGUCUCUGUCAGGCCGCUUGCAUACUGGCGCAAUGAGCGCUGUGUGUACGGCGACGGAGAAGCUGCAGAGGGCCAGCGGUACCCGCUCUCUACAAUCAAGGAAAUCAUUCGCACUGAAGAGCAAGAGCCAGAGAACAAGGGCAAAGGAAAACGUGGGAGGAAGUCCAAGUCAAGCAAGUCCAAAAAGCGGAAGGAAGAUUCCGACGAGGAGGAUGAGGAUAUGGACGAAUGGGAGAUGAAGGGAGGCAUUCUUCAUGGCAUUGUACCGAAAUGGGAUCCUAUUGCAGGCACCACGGAAGAAGAAGUCACAGAUAUUAUUGCUUAUGCCCCCUCUGGCAUCGAAACAAAGGACGUCAAGGGAUCUUCGUUCAAAUUUGCCAAAUUACUCAGCUCCUCCUUCAUUGGAUCGGGUGUCCUUGACCUGCCACCAGAGGGUGUAAAGAAGCCCAAAAAUUCGAAAAAGAUGCACAUGGUAUUCUACGUCUGCAAUGGCCGUGUUCAAGUGGAUGUUUCUGGUGUCCAAUUCAGCGCAGGAAAGGGCUGCGUUUUCCAUGUUCCCCGAGGCAACAUUUACAGCUUCCAGAAUCCUUAUCAGAAAGAUACGAGGCUUUUCUUCACCCAAGGGUGUGUCCCUGAUGAGAAUUCCGAGGAGGACUCGGGAACUACAUCCCAAGCCGUUGAGCAAGGUAACUCCGAUGGCGAAGCCGCAGCCGGUCCAUCCAAGUCCAAGCACAAAGCAAAGCCCGCGGCCGCUCGAGGUCGCAAGGGUAAGCAGAAAGCUGGGAAAUAA